CUGACUUUAGCAAAAUUCUGGUAUAUUCAAAAAAUAUGUUGGAAAUAUUUUUAAAUGAUAACAAAUGAUAUUUUUUGAAGAAGAAUCGGAUGAUCAUAUAUUAAAAUAUUUAGCAACAAAUGCAGAUGUAAAUCCAACUAUCAAUGAAUUCUUAUUUCCAUUUCAACCUUAUGAAAUUCAAAAAGAGUUUGCAGCUAAGCUCUAUGAAACUAUUGAUAAACGAUGCAUAGGGUUAUUUGAAAGUCCAACUGGCACUGGCAAAUCAAUGAGUAUUAUAUGUGGAUCUUUGUCAUGGUUAAUAAAACAUGAAAAGGAAAAAAAAGAAAAAUUGCAUGCUUAUAAAGUUGAUGAUUUUGCAGCCACUAAUGCUAAAGAACCAUUAUGGCUCUUUGAACAGUCAUUAAAAAUACAAAAUGAAAAUGAUUUGAUAAUUUUUCAGAAGGAUGUUGAAAAUAUUACAAAUUUGGAUAGACGUAUUUUUGACUCUAAAAUCAUCAGAGAUUAUAUUAUGUAUCCUAAAUAUGAAAAAUCCUCCAAUAAGGCACAAUUUUUUUUUGAAUUUUUUAUUAUAUUCAUAUCAAUUAUUUUAGAUACCAAAUUUAGACCACGGUCUUGCUAA
Messenger RNA from Gordionus sp. m RMFG-2023, 619 nucleotides. Its product is annotated as ATP-dependent DNA helicase DDX11-like. The record is from RefSeq and is a predicted model, not a curated record. The transcript is spliced from 5 exons. Gene Ontology annotation, molecular function: ATP binding; DNA helicase activity. NCBI's taxonomy places the organism in Eukaryota, Metazoa, Nematomorpha, Gordioida, Chordodea, Parachordodidae. Gene Ontology annotation, cellular component: nucleus. Gene Ontology annotation, biological process: establishment of sister chromatid cohesion. The coding region runs from base 65 to 619 and encodes 184 amino acids.